AUGCAACAAGGGCUUUUUGGCUACGACCAUUCCCAAUUAAUUGCUGUCGAAAUGGAGCUUAAAAAAAUUUCCUUAAAAGAAAACUCCAAAGACCGUGAAGAAAUAGAAGCCGUAAAAAACCAAAUGCUAUUAGAAAGGCUUGAAGCAGCCGAAAAUCAAAGCGCAAAUAAAGAAAUCACCUAUGAUGACUGAAAACGGAAAAAAGAUGCAGAAGACCGACUUAAGAAAAGACUUAUCUCAGAAGCCCUCAGCAUAGAAAAAGAACAACAAAUCAGAGAAAUCAAUGAUAAAAUCUCACUAGAAGCUGAAAAAUCCAAAGUUUACAGAGACUGGGCAAGAGCGAAGCGAAAAGAAGAAAAACAGAAAAAAAGAGAAAAAAAAUUACAGGAAAAAGCAAUUGAAAAUGAUAAAAACAAAAAAAGAGAGGAAGCCAGUGCCCAUUACAAAGAAUGGCUACGAGAAAAUUUAAUAAAACUAAAAGAGCAGAAAAAAAAAGAAAGAAAAGAAAAAAAGGCUAAAGAAGCCAUGGAAAGAGAAAUUGAGAGAAAAAAAGAAGAGGACAGGAUUAGGGCAGAACUGGCUUAUCAAGAAUGGCUGAUAAACAAGCUGAAUAAAGCAGACUCGAGCACCCACGAAAUGUACUCAGAGCCGAAAAUAAAAAAACCUAUCAUGCUCGCUUAUUCCCCAAAUAAAAAGAAAAUCCCAGCCAUUCAGCACAGCUACGAAGGCUACAGCCAAAGCAUAAGCGAGCAAGACGUAGAGUAUUCCCAGUAUACCGACGAAGAGGAAGAAGAAAGUUCUCCAGUAAUUUCUUCACAAAAACCUCCAAGACAUGGCAACCUCCAGCCAGGGCGAAACGUGCACAGAGUUGAUGACAACCAUACUUUUGAAGAUUUGUCGUCAAUUCGACGAUCUCCUCACGUAGUAGAUACAUACCAAAACGAGCCUGAAGAAAGCGAGUCAGAAUUCGAAGAAAGCAGCUACGAGGAAGAUGAAAUAGAUAGACCAUAA
This is a messenger RNA of Blepharisma stoltei, 1011 nucleotides long. NCBI's taxonomy places the organism in Eukaryota, Ciliophora, Heterotrichea, Heterotrichida, Blepharismidae. The record is from the annotation of a GenBank genome assembly.